AUGUCAAUAGUGAUACCGGUACUCUUGAUGCAACUUUGGGCGCACGACAUUAAGGUUGAUGCUCAAUUUGAAACAGAGGCCCAGAAGGGAAUAAAGAUCAGGAGCAAUUACUGUUUGAAGGUGGUAAACAUUAUUACCAGACUGAAACUGCACUUGGCAAGAGUUGGUGGAGUGCCCAAUGAGGCAGUAAUUGUGCAAAAGAAUCUUCACUUGGAUGAAAAGGCUUUUAAGCAGUUUAGGGAAAAGCUCAAAGCUCAAGAAGAACAAUAUAGGAAAAUUCAAGAGACCACCAACCACCAGCAUAAUGAGAAGGUGCAAGAGGUGGAAGAAAAGAACUAUGAAUUGGAGAUCCUAGGGGAUCAGCCCGGGGUCAAAGAAAAGGAGUUACUUUCCAAGGAUGAUGAGAUGGAUAGGCUUAGGGAACGAGCAAAAGGUGCCGAGAUACCAAGCAUGACAAAGGUGAGUCCACACAUUGAAUCUUCCGAGUCAGAUACGACUGUUCACGAUACAGAACCGCAAAUAUCUGAAAGCUCUUGCAGUUCUGAUUCUGAUGAAGAUGUGGGAGAACAGAAUGAAGUUGAUAGUCCUGAGUCUUUGGAGGAUGCAUUUAUUUUUUACAAGGAAUAUGGCCGUAUAUGUGGUUUUGAUGUGAGAAAGUAUACGAAAAGAACUGAUAGGUUUGGGAAUUUGUAUGCCAAAUAUUUAAUAUGCAAUCGAGGUGGUUCUUCUAGGCCCAAAAAAUUGUUAGAUGAUGUAGGUAAUGUUGUUGAAGGUCCAUUCAGGAAGACAUCUUCUAAAAGAUGUAAUUUUCCGGCACAAGUUGUGUUGAAGACUGCAGGUAACAGGGGUUUUGUACUCAUGGGUUUUAUCGAGGAACACAAUCACCCUCUUGUUUCAGGCGCAGGACGCAUGUUUUUACGGUGUAACAGGCAUCUGUCUCAUGCUUAUCAACAAUUUAUAAUGGACUGUGCCCGGGCUAACAUAGGUGCAACACGCGCCCAUAGCUUGGUAAAAGAAAUGACUGGAUCAUAUGAGAACGUCGGUGCCACUAUUUCUGAUUUUAAGAAUUUUUCGAGGGAUGUCAAAGUCCGAAUUGGGGAUCAUGACACCGACAAGUUACUUGGGAAAUUGAAGGAUCGAAGGAGCAAACCUGAAAACUCAUUCUAUUAUGAUUACAAAGUUGAUAAGAAAGGUCAUUUGACUGGACUUUUUUGGACUGAUGCCAUUGGGCAAGCAAAUUACGAAGUUUUUGGCGAUAUUGUCUCAUUUGAUCCUACAUUUCGCACUAAUAAUUACAACAUGGUCUUUGUCCCUUUUACCGGCGUUGACAAUCACUGGAAGAAUGUGACCUUCGCGGCUGGACUUCUAUCGAAUGAAAAAUAUAAAAGUUUUAAGUGGCUAAUUAACACAUUCAAGACAGUAAUGGGACGCGCACCUUCAUGUGUGAUUACCGAUCAGUGCCCUGCAAUAAGAAAAGCAUUGGAGAAAUGGUGGCCUUCCACAAAGCAUCGUCUUUGUAUGUGGCAUAUUAUGAAUAAAUUGCCUCUAAAGGUUGGUCUUAAAUUGGCUUGUAAUAAGAAGUUUGUGGAGAAGUUAAAGUCUGCAGUGUAUUCUGAUCACCUUACACCUCACGCUUUUGAAGAACAUAUUGAAAUGGCUGGAUUGUUAAGAACCACAUCUAGAUCAGAGAGUUCCAAUUUCUUUUUCCAGCAUUAUCAUGAAAGUGGUGACACAUUAGUUGAGUUUUUCUCUAGCUUCGAAAGUGCCAUGGACAAGCAGCGUAUGAGAAAUGCAGAUGACGAGAGGAGAUCUGAGCAGAUUCCAUUAACUGUUACCUCAAUGAGCAUAGAGUUAGAUGCCUCAAAGAUACCUCGUGAUUUUGUGAAGCCGCGAUGGCAGAAAAAUGCCAUUAGAAACCAUUCCUUUCUAAGUUCAAGCAAUAAUGGUGAUACAUGCGUAGACCGUGAUAGAGCAAAGCUAAAAAGGACUCGUGCAUGGUUUGAAUUCAAUAAUUGCAUUAAUCUGGCCGGAGAUAGCGAAGAGUUCCUUGAUACUGUUCUUAAUGGACUUCAGUGCACUCGUCCCUUUCUGAAAAGAAAGGUUCAUGCAACAUAG
Molecule: messenger RNA, 2115 nt
Organism: Daucus carota subsp. sativus
Lineage: Eukaryota; Viridiplantae; Streptophyta; Magnoliopsida; Apiales; Apiaceae
Product: protein FAR1-RELATED SEQUENCE 5
Exons: 9
Coding region: 1-2115 (704 amino acids)
Biological process (GO): regulation of DNA-templated transcription
Source: RefSeq, a predicted model, not a curated record